AUGGUAGCCAUAUUCUGGGCGCGUUCGGCAUUGCUGCUGGCCUUAGUCGCUUCUCCGGGUCUGUGCCUCCCGCAGUCAUUCUGGAGACGCUCUUCUUUCGACCAGCCUCCCACGCCCACCUCAACCGCCGAAAUUUCCACUGCAAGGCAGGAUCGGUGCCCGGCAUCUAGAAGACCGCCCAAAACGAGGACAGUAACCAACUAUGUUUCGACUUCAGCAGAGCUCAAAGAACUAUCCUCCAAGCCCGCGGACUUGCCCGGGACGCCCUCGUCCGAAGCAGCGCUCCCGGAAGAAACCGUCACAAUCACUAUAAAUGGAACAUUGACACGGCAUAAGAUCAUGUUCCCGACGGCGACCGAGGUCCAUACCGUCAGCUACAACUACACUACCUUGCUGACUCAAGCGCGAACUACCAUCACGGAGCUCCCUGGUGUCACGACGUAUACCGUGACCUAUUGGGAUGUGACGGACGUCGAUCAUGCCGAGAAAAGUUCGAGUAAUUCGACGUCUGCUGCAAGUGACAAUUCGUUUAUCCUAGUCACAUCUACCAGCUCUCCGACCCCAACGGAAGUACAUUCAUCAACGACAGGACCUCGCGAACGAGUCAUUACGUUGACACACUGGCACUACACUCAGGCAGCGAGUGUUAUCGAGUUGAGUGCCAAGCCUCCAGAUCUAGGUCCCAUUGUCACUCUCAGUGUCAACAAGACCAAAACUAACCAAUUAUACAAAUACCCGAUAUCAAUGAACACUGACGAUGUCGGGACAACCGCCAUCGAAGAACUCACGGGCCCAACCGCCACUUACACGUACACAUACACACACCUGCCGGUGACGAAGACAUACUACACAACAGAGGAAAGUUACCCGUGGUCGUGGUGGCCCGAGGACACUGCCACCGCAACACCGGGAUCCACGCUCAAAAGCAACAAUCUCGCGAAGCGUACCCAUCGCGUUCUUUUGAACGAUGGUUGGAACGACCCCGAUCACCUCCCUUCAAGUCUCGUCGAUCUCAGCCUGGGCACAUACACGACGACAGGCGCCAAGACCGCCCAGCUCACGCAGACCGUUCACGAGCCGAUUUACAUGGACGGCAGCAUGACCACCCUGGACUACAAGCCCACUUACUUCCCGGAUACGACCGUCACGGUCAACGACACGUACAGCUGGGACGGCGUGGUGUACCCUCAGACAGUUAUCGUGAGCACACUCCUGUCGACCCUUACGAGAGCGGACACGUUCGCGGCGACGACUAUCUCUACGAUUUCAACGCUGCAGAGCAUACAGACCGUCACGCAGUGGGGUACAAUGUCCUGGAUCCACGCCAAUCCUGUGCCGACGGCCGCUCCGAGCAGCUCCCCCGACCCUGUCCAGUCGGGGGUGCUCAGGCUGACGACCUGGCUUACGGAGAUCGUCACGACGAUCUACACAUCUGCCUUGCCGACAAACGCCCCCCGGUCGGUGGAUCUUGUCUACAAGACCGUCAGCCUAGCGGUCUACAAGGUCCCAGGAGUCGUCGAGACAAUCCCAACGGGGGUAUUUAGCAGAACCUGGACGGGAGACGGCCCCCACACCGACUCCCUCUCCUCCGCGGUGACCUUUACGUACUACACCGACAUAUACAGAGGACCCGAGCCAACGACCACCGAGGUCGUCACCGCGACAGUAACCGAGAGCAAGAGCUGGGCCCAGGUCCGGCCGCUCAAGCCCCGCCAACAAGACGCACCCCCCGACGACACAGCAUGCACCACCGCCGCCAGCACGUCCUCCCAAGGCCCAUUCCCAGCCCCGGGCAUGCCCGUUACGCAGACAGCCUACGCGGUGAAGAGCACCUACACCGUGACCUCGAUCGCCAGCUUCGCGCCGCAGUGCACGGCGACGACGAACGAGACGUUCUUGACCGGGUUCCCUCCUCACUAUGUCGUGCCCCGGCCGUCCGGGGUGGGCGGGGCUGGCGCCGCCGUCACGGCGGACUCGACGAGCGGCGCUGUCUCGCAGAGGCCGUCGCGUCUUAGUACGGAUUCCGGGACUCGAGCUGCGAUCUCGGGAGCCGACGACGCCACGGCCACGGCGACGGCUAUUACCAGCCGCGUGCUGCUGCUGCCCGCCCGGCUCUUCACAGACGGCUCUCGCGGCGUCAACGGCACGGCAGCGGCGACGAGCGUGUCGAUGGUCACGGCCAACUGGACGUUCGACCUCUACCCGAGCGGUUACCGUCCGGCGAACCACCACACGGACCGGGUGGUGUACAGGACCACGACGACGACCCUCGUGAGCUGCCCGGAAAGGAUGAACACUACCACCCGUCCUCCGCUAUAG
Molecule: messenger RNA, 2319 nt
Organism: Thyridium curvatum
Lineage: Eukaryota; Fungi; Ascomycota; Sordariomycetes; Thyridiales; Thyridiaceae
Exons: 1
Coding region: 1-2319 (772 amino acids)
Source: RefSeq, a predicted model, not a curated record